GGGGACGAUCGUGCCGCUGCUCCGGAUCGUCCCCGCGCCGGGCACCGAGCGGCGCGCUGCGUGACGUCAGCACGGUGAUGUAACAACCCCCUUUUCCCUCCAAUCCCACCCUCACGCGCGCUGUCCGGUAGCGGCGCGACCCUUCCCCCCCCACCCCCGCCUUCCCCGGUUCCGGUCCUGCGUCUGCGCGGAGCCGUGUCCCGAACCCCCUCCCCCCCCUCCCGCAAUGGCGGCUCCGGGGGGCGGGGCCGCGCUGGAGGAGGAGUGCGAAGUGGUGCGCGUGCGCGUCAAGAAGAGCGAGGGGCUGCAGCCACCCGAGUUCCGCUCCUUCGCCGUGGACCCGCAGAUCACAUCCCUGGACGUGCUGCAGCACAUCCUAGCCCGUGCAUUCGACCUGCAGGGGAAGAAGAGCUUCUCCAUCAGCUUCGCCGCUCGGGACCCGCAGGGCCAGGAGAGCUUCGUGCCGCUGCUGAGCGAUGGGGACCUGGCGGCUGCCUUUGCCUGUGCCCGGCCUGCUCUGCGCCUGCGCCUCGAUGUGCGGCCCCCAGCCGAGAGCCCGCUGCUCGAGGACUGGGACAUCAUCAGCCCGCGGGAGGUGGCAGCAGUGGAGCCGCUCCCUGAGCGCCGCUCGCUGCUGGCUGCAGCUCUGCCCUUCACCCAGGCCCUGCUGGCACAGGUUGGCCGGACGCUGGCCCGGGCGCAGGCUGCCCUGGCAUGGCCUGAGGGGUCCCCCCCCUCACCCCCGCUGCCGCCUCCCCCCUGCGCCCCACUGAGCGAUGCCGACCUCCGCACAUACCUGGGCCCUGGCGGGCGGCUGCUGCGGCCCCAUGACCUGCGGCUCCAUGUCUACCAUGGUGGUGUCGAGCCUGGCCUGCGCAAGGUGGUGUGGCGCUACCUGCUCAAUGUCUUCCCGCCGGGGCUCUCGGGGCAGGAGCGCUUGGCUCACCUGCGCCGCAAGGCCGGGGAGUACGCGGCGCUGAAGGAGGUGCUGGCGGCACGGGCGGCCCCUGCCGAGCUGACGCUGGUGGCGGCCGCCGUGCGCAAGGACGUGGUGCGCACCGACCGCGGGCACCCCUACUUCGGCGGCCCCGAGGAGGGGCACCCGCACUUGGCUGCGCUGCAGGCGCUGCUCACCACCUUCGCGCUGGGCCACCCGCGCCUCUCCUACUGCCAGGGCAUGUCGGACGUGGCGGCGCCGCUCUUGGCCGUGCUGGAUGAUGAAGCUCAAGCUUUCCUCUGCUUCUGCUCCCUCAUGCGCCGCCUUGGACCCCGCUUCCGUCCUGGCGGCCGGGGCCUGGCCCGUGCCUUCGCCCACCUCCGGCGCCUCCUGCGCCGUGCAGAUCCCCCAUUCUGGGCCUUCCUGGCUGCCCGUGGCGCCCACGACCUCCUCUUUUGCUAUCGCUGGCUCCUGCUGGAGCUCAAGCGUGAGUUUGCCUUCGAGGAUGCCCUCAGGGUGCUGGAGAUCACUUGGAGCUCACUGCCACCUGCCCCACCGCCCCCCCCCGAUGGCAUUCCCCUCCUUGGAGCCCCCCUGGGCCCUCGCCGGGCUCGCCAGGGGCUGCAGGAGCGGCGUGGGCUGAGGCCACGGCCCCCCCGGCGCCUCCGCCGGCAGCGGCAGCGCAUGGGGGCUGCUGUGGAUGGGCAGGAGGGCUCCAAUGAUGGCUCCAAGGUCUCCGUGGGUGGCCCAGAGGCUCCCAAGAGGUUUGGGGAUGAGCAAGAGAUGCCAAAGAGCUCCAGGAGUGCCCCAGAGGGGCUUGGGAGCUCCAGGGUUAUCGAGAGCUGUGGGGAUGAGCAAGAGGGGCUCCAGAGCUCCAACAUCAUUAAGGAUGGUUCUGGGGGCAGCUGUGAGAAGCUUGAGGUCUUUGGGGGUGGCCAAGCUUGUCCUGACCAAAAGGGCUGGGAGAUCUCCCAGGAUGCCUAUGGCAGUAACAAGGGCCUUGGGGAGGUCCAGGGUGAUGCCAAUGCCCCCAGGGGUCUCCAAGAGCAUCCCACAGCCUCCAGUGAUGUUGGCCAAGGUGCUGGCGGCCUCAGGGACACGGGAGAAGCCCAAGAGCCAGGUGCCUCCAAGCAGACUCACGGAGCUCACCGUGUCUCCAAGAAGCCACAUGGGGAUCGGGAUGCCCUGGAGAAGUCCGUCGAUGACCACAGUGCUUCCAAGGCGAUCGGGGGACACCCCUAUGUGCCCAAAGACAUCAGAGGAGACCCUGAGCUCCUCCAUGUGCUAGGGGACACCCUCAAGGAGGUCAGUGGCAACUACUCCUGCUCCCUUGGACAGGGUGGUGAAGAUCCCACAGAGGUUGAUAGAGACCCCAAAGAGGGUGCAGACCCCACAGAAGUACUUAAAGACCCCAGUGAGUUUGAUGGAGAGCCCAAAGAGGUUGGUAAAGGCCCAAAUGAGGUUGAUGGGGACCCCAGAGAGGUUGGUGAGGACCCCAUAGAGUUGCAUGAGGCCCCCAGUGCAGGCAGCACCCCUGCUGAGGACCCCUGGGGAGGCGCUUGGCCUUGGGAAGCCUCAAGUUCCUCUUCCUCUUCCUCCUCCUCUUCCUCCUCCGAGGACGAGGUCGGGGUGGAGGACGACGGGGCCCCGCUGCCGCCGCCGGAAGAGCUGGGCCAGGGGAACCCCUUCCUGCUCUUCCUGUGCCUGGCCAUGCUGCUGGAGCAGCGGGAGGCGGUGAUGGCGCGCGCGGGCGACUACAACGAGGUGGCGAUGCACUUCGACCGCCUGGUGCGGCGGCACCACCUGCCCCGCGUCCUGCACCGCGCCAAGGGGCUCUUCGCGCGCUACCUGGAGGGCUGGGGGGGGGCGCCCCCGGGGGGGCACGGCACGGGGUAAAUGGAGGGGGGGAGGGAUGG
This is a messenger RNA of Neopsephotus bourkii (Bourke's parrot), 2853 nucleotides long. RefSeq names its product TBC1 domain family member 25 (gene TBC1D25). Bases 227 to 2833 code for a protein of 868 amino acids. Gene Ontology annotation, molecular function: GTPase activator activity. Gene Ontology annotation, cellular component: autophagosome. The record is from RefSeq and is a predicted model, not a curated record. The transcript is spliced from 7 exons. Lineage: Eukaryota; Metazoa; Chordata; Aves; Psittaciformes; Psittacidae. Gene Ontology annotation, biological process: regulation of autophagosome maturation; activation of GTPase activity.